Molecule: messenger RNA, 3772 nt
Organism: Schistocerca nitens (vagrant locust)
Lineage: Eukaryota; Metazoa; Arthropoda; Insecta; Orthoptera; Acrididae
Product: RING finger protein 44-like
Exons: 14
Coding region: 258-2033 (591 amino acids)
Source: RefSeq, a predicted model, not a curated record
GCAGAAAUCACAUACGUUUCUGUCUGAUGUUCUCAUUAUUGUAGUAGGUAUCCAUCACAGUUGCGAAAACUACUAGUAUCGGUGCUUUGUCCUGAUUGGUCAAAUAUAACAGUGGGCGUGGUUAUUGUAUUUUGGAGUGUGAGGAGAAGUGCUUGGUGAUGGUAAUGAGGCAAGAGCUUGGUUUGUGAAGUGUUGGGGGGAGGAAGGGAAGAAUGGUAUUGCAGUAACGCAGUCAAGCUACAAGCUGAGGCGGAAUCAUGAAUCCUAACAGCCGUGUGCCUCCUCUCAGGAGUUCAUCACAAUAUCCUCGUCAUGUCAGUGCUAACCAUGUACCCAGGCCAAAUCCUCAGCCAAGAUGGCCUGUCAAUCACGUUCCAUAUGCCAAGGACUAUAGGCAGUGCUACCAAAAUGGGGAUUGUCCAGCCAUGCAGAUAGCUGGUGGUAAUGUGCCUCCAAAAGAAUCCGGUUAUCUCAGCUACCCAAAACCUGGAAGUCCACCUGUAAAUGGCCACGGAAUCUACACACCAGAGAUUGUGCCUGGUGAUGUUUCUCCACCAUUACGAAUAAAUAUAUGUGCACAGCGAUGCUGUUGGUCUCCACCCUUAGAGCCGCUGAGUCAUUCUCAGAGGGAAAUGGAAAAUACUUUGUGUGGUCCACCCAUCUUGAGUGUCAGUCCUAGCGGUUUGCCAGCAAGCACUGUGGAUGUUCAUCAACAUACAGGAGUAGGUCUGGAAUUUUCACCGAGGCGGACAGUCACUGCUGGAGAAAUUCGCCUGAGUCCUUUACAAAUUCAGCAUUCGCCUCCGUAUUUUAGAACCAACAGUCAAGAUGAUGGAAGGAAGAGUGAAAGCCCUUCGCGAAAACGAAGGAGAGUAUCUCGUGGAGGCAUUCAGAUGGCAGUACCUGUUCCCACAACAGCGCCACAUACAAGGACACCUUGGGAACAGCGCCGUUCUCCCAGGCACCAGUCAACUGCUCGGAGUGUAAGUAACAGUUUGAGACGCACCAUGCGUUGCACGCCCGUGUGGGGUCCACUUCCCCACCAGGAGUCGCCCUACACACCGUUCCACCCACACCCGGCGCACACAGCUCAGAGUCCUGCCACAGUGCCGAUACCGCUUCCGCUGUCACUGUACCCUGGCGGCAGCCCCCCUCCGCAGCACGGCUGCCACCAGCACGGGCUGUACGGCUGCUGCAGCUGCCCUCCAGCAUUCCCUCCACCGCCCUCAGGGCCUCCGCCGAUGCCUCCACCACAAGUGCAGGUUCCGCAGUUUGGGAGUUGCCUACCAUCCCAUCAUCAGUCAUAUGCAGCAUUUCUUCAGGCGCAAGCUCAACCAACGCCUGGGUUCACAGCUCCUCCCAGUCCGUGCCUUUCAGUUUCUCCAGUCCAUUUCCCUCAACAACCUCAGCAUGCUGAUGCAGUGGAACUCCUGGCGGACCAGCGAUCUACAUUCCACCAGCUGCAUGGCGCCCAUCUGCACACGACUACUCCAUCUCCACCACCGAUUUUUGUAACAGAGCAAAGAACAGCUCAAGUAGAUCACCUAUCAACACGAAGUCGUAGACCUAGCACACCCAGCAGACGUGUUGGACCACGCCGGUGGAGACCUACUCCUACUCUUCCUGCUUCCACAUCGUAUCCAGGGCUUCUGUUACACUUCCUUGCUAUGUUCUCAAAUGCUCCAUUGUCACCAUACAGUCAAGCUGAUUUGGGUAGCCCUGAUUCAACAGAGACUGAAAACUAUGAAGCUCUGCUCCAUUUGGCAGAGAGAUUGGGUGAAGCCAAGCCUCGUGGACUGGCAAAAAUUGAGAUAGAGCAGCUACCCUCGUAUAAGUUCAACGCAGACACACACCAUGGUGACCAGACGUCAUGUGUUGUAUGUAUGUGUGAUUUUGAAGCCAGGCAGAUGCUUAGAGUUCUUCCUUGUUCACAUGAGUUCCACGCAAAGUGUGUUGACAAGUGGCUGAAGUCCAACAGAACGUGUCCCAUCUGCCGUGGAGAUGCAUCUCAUUAUUUCAGCCACCAGGAUUAGAGAGCAAGUAAUACAGCAGAACUUGGAAGUGCUAUUUUCUUAUGUUAAGAGAAUAUAUUUCUUGUUAUAUAAAGAAAAUUGAAAAGAUUUAAUCUUUAUGUUGUUAGAUGUGUUCCUUUGAUGUUAUUUAUUCUUGUUUCGUUCAUUCUGUCUAGAGUAGUUUACAUGAUUAUUUUCUUAGAAGUAAAAUCAUAUGAACAGAAGUUGUACUUGGUAGUGUUUUGUAAGUUAUUUUUAGAUUUUUCAUGCCUCUUACAAGCUCUGUGGUUUCCCAAUUAAUAUUAUUACACAGACAAAUAAUAUAUUAAUAAGCUGCAUGCAUGUGCCCUGUUGAGAAGGAUAAGAAACACAUUCAGGGUAUCAACAUAUUAGCAUGUGUCAUUAACUCCCCCCACCUAACACUCCCGUCAACCCACCAUGACAAGUUCUUUGUCAAACUUCUGCUAGUUACUGGUAUGCAUUAAAAAAAAAUCUAAGAUUAUCUCAUUAAUGGUAUAUUUUUAUGGUUUAGUUUUGAAGGUUAAAUUUGCCUUAAAAAAAGAAGUGUCUGUGAAGUAUGUAAUAUGUCUUACAUUCUUCAGUAGAAAUUAUAAAAUUAGUUUAAGCAUAAGCACAAUGAUUUACAAAGUUGGGUGAAGUGUUGUAAAGUUAAUGAAUGAAACAUCCCAUUUUACAGGAUGCAGUAUUGAUGUUUGCCUGGUGAAUACCAUCAUAGAAAACUUGCUGUUUUUAUACCCCCAACAGUGUUUUUCAGAACAUCGUUACUUCAUUAGAUAUAUACCAUAAAUCUUCAUCAGAUGUAACUUUGCCUCAUCACCCUAGCUUUUUUAUUACGACAGGAAACUUUAUAUUACUUUGUUGAAGAUUUAUGGUAGGCUCAGAUGUGUGGGAAGCAGGAAAAAAGUUUGACAUGUGAAAUAACUACUUUUAAUUUUCUUUUCCUUUAUGUUGUUCUUCCUAUGUUUUCUUUUGUAGUAUUGACUACAAAUUUUAUUAACAUCAACUGAAUUUUCUGUUGGUGUUUAGCAAAACGUAACAUUAAAUAGGAAAAAGUUACUAAUGUUCUGGAAAAGUGUAUUUAUUUGGUGACGAACUAGCUUUAGACUUAUUAGGUAAAGGUAAAACGACAAGCCAAAAGCCACUUUGCAACAAAAUAAAUAUAACUGUGCAGAACAUUAUGAAGUGUUUAUUAUUUACUAUUACAAAUGUUCUUUAUUUUGGAGACAUUGAAAUGACUUGAGCAAUUUGGGAAAAAAGCGUGGUUUCCCAUGAAUAUUACAGAAGGGAAGUGUUUCAAAGUAGCACACUAGCUGUUAAAGAAUGGCAUAAAUUUUUAUGUGGUUAAUAUAAAUUUUUGUAUGUGUGAGAUUUGGGGGAGUGGGCAUAAUAUAGUAGUAAUGCAUGUGAAUUUAAUAUUGUCACAGGAUGAUACAGAAACCGUCAACACCUUGAGAAUGUUUAUUGAAGUAAUUUUUAUUGUAAGAAGAAAUGUUAGCCAAUUUCAAGAUGACGUUCAUUCAGACUGUAAAUAUAGUUCUGGAAGUUCUGUAGGUGAAGUGAGAGUUUUAACACACACAAUCUCGUUAGCCUGGAAUUCCAGGUAAAGAUUCUAAAGCUUAAAUAAGAAAUAGGAUCUAGUUAUUUAUUCAUGUACUGUUGAGGAUACAAGAUGAUAGAUACAGUUGCCUAUUCCUUGUGGGAAAAUCUAUUUGAAUAUUUUGUAUCAAUACAUACUCGGU